GUGGAGAAUGUCCUCCGUGGCAGGGCCGCACCCAAGGCUCUAUCCGAGCGACACCGCCAUCCUCUGCGAAGCGAUACCGCCUACUCAAUCCGCAGCCCCUUUUUUAGGCCUACAGCCCAAAGCCUCAUAACUGCUCGCAAGAAAAAGACGACGGCAGCCAUCCCUCUUUCCCUCUUCUAUAUAAACCACCUCCUCUCCUCGGUCUCGAGAAUGGUGUGCGGGAUAGCGGCGGUGACCAUGCCGAAGCCCUCUUUCUCGCUGAGAGCGGAGCAGUCGAGCGCCCUCGAUCUCUCUGCCGAUGCGACAAGCGGCCUCGCCUCUCACUCGAGGAGAGAUUUCGUCUUCGUAGUCAACCCCAAGGGUGCCAAUGGCCGGACCGGGAAGGAGUGGAAGAAAUUGCUUCCUUAUCUCAGGACUCGGCUUGGCGGACACUGCAAUAUAUGCGAGUCGAUAACUUCAGGUCCCUCUCAUGCCAUGGACAUAACACGGGAGGCAAUAAGGGAAGGGGCGGAUGCUGUGAUAGCUGUAGGAGGUGACGGUACACUUCAUGAGGUGGUAAAUGGCUUCUUUUGGGCAGGAAAUCUGGUCCCAUCUCUUGACCGCAGGCCUGAACAUUCAACUGCUUUAGGCCUCAUUCCUCUUGGGACUGGUUCAGAUUUUGCUAGGACAUUUGGCUGGAAAAAUGAUCCGUAUGAAGCGGUAGAACGGAUCGUGAGAGGAUUUAAAUCAAAACUAGAUGUUGGCAUUAUUACUGGACAAAGUGGAGAGCAACAUUUCUUCAUUAAUGUUGCUGAUAUUCACUUGAGUGCAAAAGCAGGUUAUUAUGCUUCUAAGUUUAAAAGAUUUGGAAAUCUGUGUUAUGUUUUUGGGGCUUUGAGAGCAUUCAUUGGACACACUAACUGGGACCUAAAAGUCAAGGUAAAUGGAGGAGAGUGGGAAGUAUUUCAUAAAGUCACCGCCCUUUGCAUAGGAAAUGCCAAAUUCUUUGGUGGUGGCAUGAAGAUAACACCAACAGCUGAUCCUUCCAGUGGAAACUUAGAGGUGGUGAUUCUUCAAGACUUCAAAUGGUAUGAUUUUGUUCUUAAACUGCAUAAAUUGUACAAGGGAACACAUCUAUCAGAGAGAAAUGUUUCUUCAAGAAGCCACCACCAGCAUUGCCACUAUCACACUAGCUCUUUGCGGUCAUCACUGCCACUGCCACCACUCCUGCAAUAGCCAUCAGGUACUUCCUCAACUAAUGUUGCCACAAAGAAAACAAAAUGAUGCAACAUUAGUAUUCUGAGAUGUAUCCAAGUCUUUAAAUCAGUAAAUGAGAAAAAAGAGUUGUGGCUUAUGUUAUAUUUUAAAUAAAGUAUAAAUUCAAUUUUUAAAAAUAUUUUAUAAUGGACAACAAUUAGAAGUAUUGCUUGUUAAGGUGUUUUAGUAUAUGGUAUUUCACAAAAUUAUUUUUAUUGGAUGCAUCUUGAGCUCUAAAAGUAGUAAAAUCUUACUUCCAAUGCAAUUGUGGGGGGUUGAACUCAUUGCUUGAAAGACCAACCUAUAUAUCACUAAAAGCUACUAAAACCUACAAUGCAGGAAUUUGGUCAGUAUCCAAAAUUCUGAGACAUUUGACUCAUGGAUAUGUAUUUGACCUGGACUGAUCUAGUGGAUCUAGAAUCCAGGUAACAUUGAUAAGAACCUGUGCCUGCCAUCACCACCAAAACCAUGGUGGCAACUGCCACCGUUGCUGCCAGCACCACUACCGCCGCCUGCACCUUAGCAACCUUCAAUGUUGCAACUAAGACCACCAUUCCUUCCAACUCUAUCUCGCUGCUGCCAUCCUGACCACUGUUGCCAGCACCACCACUACCACCAAACAUGUUCAUUUGUUUCUCACCCUUGAAAAUGAGAGACAACUAUGGCCACCAAACAUGUUUUUAUGUUCAGAAUAUUGGAAACCAACCAAAAAAAAAAAGAGAACAAAGACAAAAUACAAUAGCAGGCAAUGAUGCCAAGUGCAAUUUUAGCUUUUUAAUCUCAGCAUGUAUCGCAAAAGGUGUGACACUUGCCUCUAUGUAUGAGCUUGAUGAUGUCUGAUACUCUGAUUCGACCCCUUUACAAUUUUCAGCAUAAUAAAAUGAAGUUUGAUGAAAUGAAGGUCUAUGCUUGUUGCACCUAUUAUUAUAUGUUGCACGGCCAAAAUUUCAGGAAGUAUAGCAUCAAAGGUGGCCCUAGAUAUGAAUACUUGGUAAAUGAGGAUCCAUAAAGCAGACACCAAAUAGUUAGAAAAAUGCUAGAUGAUUAUGAUUGUAAUUAUGAUAUAACAGUGAUAUAAUUGAAAAUGUGCUUGCUCUAAAACUAUCAGACUAAUUGGAUUCUAAUAUCAUAUGGUGAAUUUAGUGGAAAUGGUGAUGUCGGACAAAUGAUAAAAAAACUAUGAAGCUAUAUUUAAAGGGCGUGUACAUCAGAUGAACUCUUAGAGUACAAUAGACAAGGGAUGAAGUGUUUUUCUCUUAGACAAGGGAUAUAAAGUUUUUUUUCUUUCAUUGUUUUUUUCAAUAGUUGGACGAACGUAUCCUGUGAUUCAAAUAACUGUAGUUGGAUGCAGUUAUGAUUCAUUAUGUAUAUUCAGGCAAUUUCUUUCAAUCGUUUUGAUGCUUUUGCUUUUGGAGGGAGUGAGGGAGGGAUGGUAGAAUGUAUUUCCUAAGAUUCAAAAAACUAUAGUCUAGCUAUGAUGCAACAUUUAUACUGAUGUAGUUUCUUUACUUUUUGGUUGAUAGCUUUUGCUUAUGUGCCUCCAUUUGAUUUGUCCGUUUCUACUUAAUGUUACAUUUGGGUGCCUUUGAAUUAGACUGCUUAUCCAACAUUUCAACCUGAUGAUACAUCCAUCUGAUGCCAUUGUGG
Messenger RNA from Phoenix dactylifera (date palm), 2883 nucleotides. The record is from RefSeq and is a predicted model, not a curated record. NCBI's taxonomy places the organism in Eukaryota, Viridiplantae, Streptophyta, Magnoliopsida, Arecales, Arecaceae.